GCGGAGCCUUUGACGCCGUGGCUCCGCCCCCGCGUACGUGCCUUCGCCCCCGCGCACCGACGCAGUCCGCCCGACCCUUGCUCUUCCCGCGCUGCAGAUGGUGCUGCCAGGGAGAGCCAUGGCUACUUUCCGCUUGGCCCUCAUCCAGCUUCAAGUUUCUUCCAUCAAAUCAGAUAAUGUCAAUCGAGCUUGUAGCCUUGUCAGGGAGGCAGCAAAGCAAGGAGCCAAAAUAGUUUCUCUGCCAGAAUGCUUUAAUUCUCCAUAUGGCACAAAAUAUUUUCCUGAAUAUGCGGAGAAAAUUCCUGGUGAAUCCACACAGAAGCUUUCUGAAGUAGCAAAGGAGUGCAGAAUAUAUCUCAUUGGAGGCUCCAUCCCUGAAGAGGAUGCUGGGAAGCUAUAUAACACCUGUGCUGUCUUUGGGCCUGAUGGAACUUUACUAGUAAAGCACAGAAAAAUCCAUCUGUUUGACAUUGAUGUUCCUGGAAAAAUUACAUUUCAAGAAUCUAAAACAUUGAGUCCUGGUGAUAAUUUCUCCACAUUUGAUACUCCUUAUUGCAGAGUGGGCCUGGGCAUCUGCUAUGACAUCCGCUUUGCAGAACUUGCACAAGUGUAUGCACAGAGAGGUUGCCAGCUGUUGGUGUAUCCUGGGGCUUUCAAUUUGACCACUGGACCAGCCCACUGGGAAUUGCUUCAGCGAGGGCGGGCUGUUGAUAAUCAGAUAUAUGUGGCUACAGCCUCUCCUGCCCGGGAUGAUAACGCCUCCUAUGUUGCCUGGGGACACAGCACUGUUGUGAACCCUUGGGGGGAGGUCCUAGCCAAAGCUGGCACUGAAGAAAUGAUCCUGUAUUCAGACAUAGACCUGAAGAAGUUGGCUGAAAUACGCCAGCAAAUCCCCAUUUUUAAACAGAAGCGAUCAGACCUCUAUGCAGUGGAGACGAAAAAGCCCUAAAGUUUGUUUCCAACAUCUCACAAAACAGGAAGAUACAAAUGUUUCUGUAGCAUAGCUUCUGUUGAUUCUUGUUUUGUAGGGGUGCUGAAGAUUGAACCAAGACUCAUGCAUAUUACCACUGAGCUACAUGCAUAGGCUCCUAUUGAAUUCUUUAAUGGUUUUUUAAAUAAAUUUCAGCCUUUUCCUCCUGGGAGAGCUGUCUGUUGAGAUGAUAAAGCCAUCUUGAAUAGUUAGAAAGGACACAGACUGGCAUCAAAGAGCAGAAAGUGGGGGCCAUGAAGCUUCUUUCCUUAGGUUAAAAAGUAUCUUGGUAUCCUGUUGGUUGAUGUACCUAAUACAAACCUUUUUGUAUAUUAAGCCUCUUAUCCCACCUGCUUGAGUUGGUCUGCUGCUAUUCGUCUUCAAAAGUAUAUUAAAGUUAUUGUUAGUCCCUGCAUAGCUGUGGGAAGCAAGAUGAUGGAUCCUUGGUGUUUGACAGAGGAUAUGGCAACCUUUUCUUUCCUAGCAGCUUUUGGGCUCUUUAAAUUCAAGAAGGAGCUAAUGACUUAACACUAGGCCUUCCUGAUCUUGGAGGAAAGGCCAGGUCAACAGUGAGCCUCAUGGGAAAAUGGCAUUGGUGAAAGCAACUCAGUGUGUCUGCAGAAGAUUUUUCUGAUAGGGUUGAGUGUCUGAAAAUAUCUUUUUCUGCUUUUUAGUUUGCUUUUUUCCCUAGUAAUACUUUAUAACUCCAUAGAUAAAAAACUUCUGAACCACUUUUGGUCUCAGAAUCUUCUUGGACUAAUGUGUUUUUAUUUAUGUGUAUAUGUGACCUGGUACAAUACUGCUCUAGCACACUACUAGUUUUACAUGAUACUUACCAUACUGGUAAAUAAAGCAAAAAUUAUAAACAAAAGACACAUGAGUAUAUAUAUUCUAUUUGCUAUGAGUGAAGACAUUAUAUAUCAUUUAAUCUCUGGAAAAUAGCACUGUGUACUCAUAAGACCAAGAGUGAAAAAGACAAAUAGCUUUUUAAAUUGUGUAUAAUUUGGUGAAAUUUUAUAUAUAAAGAACCAUGGAAUAACUCAAAUCAAGACAAUGAACGCACUUACCACCUGCAAGUUUCCCUGUGCCCAUUUAUAAUCCCUCUGGCUACUCUUCUGUCUUCGGACAAUCACUGGUAAACUUUAUCACUAAUGAUUAGUUUGCAUUUUCUUGAAUUAUAUAAAAAUGGAAUCAUGCCAUAUGUACUUUUUUCUUUUGGUCUUUAUUAUUUGGAGAUUCAUCUGUGUUUGUAACAGUUAUUUAUUCCUUUUUUAAAAGGAAUUGUUUAUCCACUUAAAUGUUGGUGAACAUUUGGGCUACUUUCCGUUUUUGGCUGUUGCAAGUAAAGGAGCUAGAACAUUUUAUACAAGUUGUUUAUCUCAUAUACGUAUUUCACUGCCAAACUGUUCUCCAAAGUGAUUUAUGAUUUUACAGUGGUGCUAGCCAGUUGGUCUACAUCCUCACGUACACUUGGUAUGGUUAGCCAUCAUAGCUAUCACUGGUGCUAUAGAAACAAAGAUACUUCAUAUUGAUGUAGCAUUCCUACAACAGACAAGGCAGAUGCUUGCUAAAACUUGGUUUUGUAUUUCAGUCGUGUUAUACCUGGUGAUCUUAUGGUGCAUUCAAAGACUAUGAAAGGAAACAAAUGAAGUAAGGAUCUCCUAUAACGAGUAUGAAACAUUUUAUUUUUGGAAGUGUGUGGUACCUGGUCAAUGUUUUUACCUUUUAGAAAAUGGUGUCUAAUGAAUGUUUUUAUGGAUGGAGUACAAAAGAUACUUUGCUUUCAUAACUAGUGGAAUAUAGGGGAGUUUACACACAAAAUGAAAAUGGUAAUAUCCAUUUAAAGAAGUGCAGGAACAAAGGUAUUUACUGAUACUCAAUACUUGGGGUAUUAUUAGUUUGGAAUUUUGCAUAAGAAAAGGGGUUUCAUUAACUUCUGACAUCCUUGUGUCAUGGCUGAAACCAUUUGAGUCACUUCAUUAAAUUUCUCUACACAGA
Molecule: messenger RNA, 2968 nt
Organism: Ictidomys tridecemlineatus (thirteen-lined ground squirrel)
Lineage: Eukaryota; Metazoa; Chordata; Mammalia; Rodentia; Sciuridae
Gene: Nit2
Product: nitrilase family member 2
Biological process (GO): oxaloacetate metabolic process; L-glutamine metabolic process
Cellular component (GO): mitochondrion
Molecular function (GO): omega-amidase activity
Source: RefSeq, a predicted model, not a curated record